Molecule: messenger RNA, 984 nt
Organism: Myotis brandtii (Brandt's bat)
Lineage: Eukaryota; Metazoa; Chordata; Mammalia; Chiroptera; Vespertilionidae
Gene: RNF157
Product: ring finger protein 157
Exons: 10
Coding region: 1-984 (327 amino acids)
Biological process (GO): protein ubiquitination
Cellular component (GO): cytoplasm
Molecular function (GO): ubiquitin protein ligase activity
Source: RefSeq, a predicted model, not a curated record
AUGACCUUCAGUUCACCUUUACCCGGUAAUUACAGGUGGAACCUGUGUGUGGUGAAAGGCGUGUCGGGAGGACACCAGUUCCCACCCGAAGGAAGCUACUUUGCCAGCCACUUCAUCAUGGGAGGAGAGAAGUUCGACUCGGCCCACCCCGAAGGCUACCUGUUUGGAGAGAACAGCGACCUGAACUUCCUGGGGAACAGGCCCGUGGCGUUUCCUUACGCCGCCCCGCCACCCCAGGAGCCAGUGAAGACGCUGAGAAGCCUGGUCAACAUCCGCAAGGACACACUGCGGCUCGUCAAGUGCGCGGAGGAGGUGAAGACCCCUGGGGCCGAGGCCGGCAGAGCCAAAGUCCACUACAACGUGGAGUUCACCUUCGACACCGACGCCCGCGUGGCCAUCACCAUCUACUACCAGGCCACCGAGGAGUUCCAGAACGGCAUCGCCAGCUACAUCCCCAAAGACAACAGCCUGCAGUCGGAGACGGUGCACUACAAGCGCGGUGUGUGCCAGCAGUUCUGCCUGCCCUCCCACACCGUGGACCCCUCCGAGUGGGCCGAGGAGGAGCUCGGCUUCGAUCUGGACCGGGAGGUCUACCCGCUGGUGGUCCAUGCCGUGGUGGACGAAGGAGACGAGUAUUUCGGCCAUUGCCACGUGCUGCUGGGCACUUUCGAGAAGGUGAGCGAGUGGCUUUCCAGGGCCUCACCUCACAGGUUCAGCGUCUCCCGGGAGGACGGGCAGGUGGACGGGGUCAGCUACCUGCUCCAGGAGAUCUACGGGAUCGAGAACAAGUACAACACGCAGGAUGCCAAGGUGGCUGAGGACGAGGUGAGUGACAACAGCGCCGAGUGCGUGGUGUGCCUCUCGGACGUGCGGGACACCCUCAUCCUGCCCUGCCGCCACCUCUGCCUGUGCAACACCUGUGCCGACACCCUGCGCUACCAGGGGUGGCGGGGUCUGUCCCACCCCCGCACCCACGUGGCCUGA